This is a messenger RNA of Carassius auratus (goldfish), 702 nucleotides long. RefSeq lists its product as uncharacterized. The annotation marks the transcript as partial. NCBI's taxonomy places the organism in Eukaryota, Metazoa, Chordata, Actinopteri, Cypriniformes, Cyprinidae. The record is from RefSeq and is a predicted model, not a curated record. The transcript is spliced from 5 exons.
AUGGGAUAUGAAUAUGUCACAGCUGUUUUAGGUAAAAACACAGAGUCCAGGAACUUGUACACAGAGAGAGCCUGCUGCAGACGCCAGAGUCACGUGAUCUACAUCGGCAAAGAUAUUUCUGGCAGUCCUGUGAAUGUUGAUGUGGGUGUGUGCAGAACACAUUGUGGCCAAUCAGCACGCUCUGCGUCAUUGGAGGCGGGGUUAAUGUCCACUAAAUAUUACGAAUCCUCAACGCUUGAUUUCCUGCGAUACAAAAAGAUGAAGCAUCUGGAUCCGUCCUCGUGGCCUGGUUCUGUCCCGUCCUGUGGACCGAGCUCCACCUGUGAGCCGGCCGGGGUGCGUGUGGACCGCGUGAUGCUGCGUGAAGGUCUGCAGGAGGUCGAGAUCAUCGAGGACUGUCACUGUGAAGCCAAAAUGAGCCGGUGUGUCCGAGCCCCAUCUCUCAAAACAUACUACUCUGAGACUCCAUACGAGGCCGUCAUAGACGCAGGCAAAUGUACCGGAUCAAAAGGGGCACCAGAGGGAUUUUCAUGCGUACCAACUAAGUUUGAUUCCACCUUCAUUGAAACUCCAAACAAAGUGGAGCUUAUCCAAACUGUGGCUCAAUGCAAACUAAGGGAGGGAUGUUACCGAGUCCCGUAUGUAGAGCAUCACUACGAGAUCACGUACAAUGAUGACGGAGUCAAAGUACACAGUCUGAGG